GGGCGGCAACGCAAUGGCGUUAGUAUGCAAAGUGCCAAGCGCUUGUGCCGCACAGCAAUCGGCUCCUCCGUCGGCGGUUCCAGAGCCUUAGAUGCACACAAGUCGUUUUCGCCGAAUAAAUUUAUAAUCCAGCACAUUCCUGCCGUUUCCAUCAGCACUUAAUUGCUCUCACGGGGAUUAAAAAUCGUUUACAUUAACGUCUCCCUUCCACAAAUUAUGCGUUGCGUUGCUCCCACUCCGAUCAAAUUCUUCUUCUUUGCCUCCGCUCCCUCUUGCUUCCCGACCAAGUCUCGAGCUUCAAUUCCUUCCUUUCCUAGCCCAAAAGCAAAGGAUUCUAACUCCAACGCAGCGCGAGCCGAUCGAGUCACCCAACAAACCCAGCCGCAGCCUCUCUCUCUCCGUAAUCCUCGAAACGAACAAAGGCCCGAGCUCGCAAUGGCGGACACGGCGGCUCCAGCGCAAGCCCGAUUCUGCGGCAUCGACGUUCCCGCGAGAUUGCAGCAGGCUCUCGCGCUCCUGUUCCCUUCCAACCUCGCCGCGAAGGCGGUGCUCUUCGCCGUCGUGUUGGCGCUGCUGCCGACGGGCGAGGCGGCCCCCAGGAUAUGGGAGCUGCCCCACAUCCUCCUGCUCGGCCUCGUCAUCUCCUACGGCGUCUUCGGCCAGAGGAACGCCGACGACGCCGAUGCCGACAUCCCCGCGGCCAAGAUCGUGGAAGACGAAGACGACCACGAGGACGAGUCGCUCGAGUCCUACGUCUCCCAGCUGAUGCAGGGCCCGCUGGUCUUCGAGCCGAACGGCGGCGACGGAGAAAGCAGCAGCAAUGGCGCCGCCGCCAAGGACGGCGUUGACCAAGCGUGGAGCUCGCAGUACUACCCCGACGACCCCCUGGUCGUCGUGGCCGACAAGCGCGACGGGACCGACAAGCCGCUUCUGCUGCCGGUGAGGAAGCUGAAGCCGGCGGCGGCCGAAGAACCAUCCGCAACGGGAGGUAAUCUAAGCGACGACGGCAUUGAUGAUGAAACAGAGUUCCUUGUCCCCAAGGAAGAAGGAUAUUUGCGCGCGCGUGAGCGUGCCAUGCCUUCGCCGUCCUCCGUCCUUGACGCGGGCAUGACACUCUCGCCAAGCUCGCCUCCGCCGCCGCCGCCUCCGGCAAAGUUUAUUGCCGGUGGACGAGGAGGACUUGGGAAGGCCAAAGCGAGAAGCUUCAACGAGUAUGGAGCCGGAGACCUGAGCAUGAGUUGGAGAGCGGGCUCACGAAGCGGCAACGGCGGCGGCGGCGGCGACAAGUACAGGUUCCGGUCAAACUCUGCGAGCCAAGCAACGAGGAGGAGCGCUUUCGCCGCUUACGAUUACGAUCCUGUGGCUCCAUUCGAAGAUCAAGUUCCCGCGGAUGAUGAUGAGUUGGAUGAGGUGGCCGCGGCGUCAGACAGCUCGUUCGGCAGCGACGGCAUGGCCACCGACGGCGACGAUGGACUCGACAAAGAGGAAGACAAUUACGAAGAAGAGGAAGUGGAGGCCAGCUCUUGCGACGAAGAGCUGUUCGAUUUGGCGACGAGGCCGGGGCCGGAGGAGGAGGAGGACGAGGUGGACAGGAAGGCUGACGAGUUCAUAGCCAAGUUCAGGGAGCAGAUUAGGAUGCAGCGUGCUGAGCAGGGCAGGAGCUGAGAUCGAGUUCCUGUGUCCGAUCGACGGACGUGUUAGGAUUUCCUCGUGUGUAUUUUUCAUGUUUGUUCUCCUUUUGAUUGUUCUGAUGUAAAUGACCAAAUGGUGCGAACGAGGGUAAAACCGAGGAUGUGCACGGCACAUUUGGGAGUUGCCACGGCGCAUUAAACCUUAAA
This is a messenger RNA of Brachypodium distachyon (stiff brome), 1838 nucleotides long. RefSeq lists its product as uncharacterized. NCBI's taxonomy places the organism in Eukaryota, Viridiplantae, Streptophyta, Magnoliopsida, Poales, Poaceae. The record is from RefSeq and is a predicted model, not a curated record. The transcript has a single exon. The coding region runs from base 217 to 1665 and encodes 482 amino acids.